Molecule: messenger RNA, 930 nt
Organism: Helianthus annuus (common sunflower)
Lineage: Eukaryota; Viridiplantae; Streptophyta; Magnoliopsida; Asterales; Asteraceae
Exons: 1
Coding region: 1-930 (309 amino acids)
Source: RefSeq, a predicted model, not a curated record
AUGACUAUGAGCAAACUUUCUGGUUUUCUGGAACUCCUGAAAGCACCACUGAAAAUCCUAUCUCAAAAUGGUAAGCUUAUGGCCAUCACGGCCACUGUCUACCUUAUACUUUACUCCAUAUCUUUCUUCUUGUACAUGUUAUCCGCCAAUCCUUUUAUUCUUGAUUUGAUGUUCAAGUUAAUGGCCUUAGCCUCUGCGCGUCCCGGUACACCAGAUUUCACUAAACUCCUAGUUGCCAUUCGCGAAGAUACAGGCAUUUUCUUAGGGAUCGAAGUUGCUUACAUGGUUAUCUUCUUUUUUGUAUCGCUUUUUGCCCAAACCACAGUUAUUAUUAUUGCAUCAUGCUAUUAUACUGGUAAUGACUUUUCACUCAAGGAACUUGUUUUGAAGGUAUCAAAAACAUGGACUAGACCAUUUGUUACUUCCUUGUGGGUACAACUUCUUGCACUUGGUUACACAAGUUUCUUUCUUUUGCCUUUUUUGGUUCCAUCACUUGUACUUUUCGACCAUCGUACAAUCUUGAUCACAAUCUUGAUCUUCCUGGCUAUUUUCUUCAUCACAUUCUAUAUUUAUUUAUCUGUUGUUUGGGGUUUGGCUAUUGUUGUUUCUGUGGUUGAGGAUAGUUACGGGUAUUCUUCACUUGGGAAAGCGAAAGAGCUUGUGAAUGGCAAGAGGGUACAUGGGUUUCUUCUGAAUCUUUUCUUCAUUCUAGUUUUGGUGGUUAUUGCUAUCAUUGGAUCUAAACUAUCACCUGCGAUGCCUAUUGUUGGCGGGGUUAUUCAAAUUCUUUUGAUGGGGACAAUAAGCAUGUUUCAGUCCAUGGCUUAUACUGGAUUCUAUUUUCAGUGUAAGAAUGACAUGACGAAGUCAGGGGGAUUGGAAUAUAGCCGGAUACCGGCUGCACCAGUUCUUGAUCAAUAUAUACCGUAG